CGACGACACUCGUUGGCGAUCAAUAUUAGAGAAUCUCCUUCAUCAAAAAUUGUUCAAUACAAUUUAAAUUAUAAUAACGGAGAGAAAAUAAUCAAUUCAAAAUGAUGCAAUCAGAACAAACUUUUUCAAAUCCUCCACCAAUGAUGGCCCAACAAGUACCUCCACAACAGCAGCCACCAAUAAUGGCCUCACUGAAUGGAGUUCCUGAAGUUAAAGAAGAUAAGAAGAGAUUAAUUGUGGAUAGAGCUUCAAAGAGAAUAACAGCACUCGAAGAUAGUGUUAUUCAAAAGUAUGAUGUUUUACAAGGACACAAACAUCCAAAGCUUUUUGUUAGACUUUCACUUAUAAUGGCUUUCCUUUCUAUUAUUUGUUUUUGCAUAUGGAUUUUAACAACACCAACUGGAUAUCCUUGGUUUAUACAUAUUUUGUGGGUUUCAUCGUUAGUUAUUGGUGGUUUGAUGAUUCAAGGAUCACCUACUUAUUCCGAUAGACUCUUCUCCUUCCACACCCUCUUCUUCGCAUCAACAAGUUUCCAACUCAUUGCCAUGAAUGAACAUACACCAUCAAGCUUCCCUUGGAGUGUUUAUCCAGUUGCUGUUUUAUUACUUGCCUACUGUCUUCAUGGUAUGGUUGUCAAGGUUAGACAAUUCUUCAAUCACUUUUAUAUCCACGCCUUGUUCUACAGUGUUAUUAACUUUAUUGUUUUUGUCACUUACUGUUACACUGUUCACGAUUUCCCAUGGUUUUUGAUUGUUUUAGGAGGUUGGACUGUCUUUUUAUUGGCUCACUUUGCUAUUUGGAAGGCUUUGACUUUCAGAUUCAAUAAGCAAGCUGAAAAGGCUAAUCAAGCAGCUCAACAAAAUAAUCAAUCAGGUCAACAAGCUGUUAUUCAACAACCAACUCAACCAAUUCAACAACCUAUUCAACCUUCAUUUGCUGCUCAAACUGUUCCAAACACAGUUUAUGUCACACCUUCACAAGAUCUUGGAUACAACAACAAUGCUCCAAUGGUUCGUGAAUCUGGUUUCACUGGUGAAAUUGAGGAUACUUUUGAUGAAAAUCAAUUCUUUGAUGAAGAAGAUGAACCUCAAGAAUUUGGAAAGAAGAAGGGAAAUUACGAACAAGUUUAAAAUUGUAAAUAAACAAAAUAUUGACUCAAAA
This is a messenger RNA of Naegleria gruberi, 1161 nucleotides long. RefSeq lists its product as uncharacterized. NCBI's taxonomy places the organism in Eukaryota, Heterolobosea, Eutetramitea, Acrasida, Naegleriidae. Bases 102 to 1130 code for a protein of 342 amino acids. The record is from RefSeq and is a predicted model, not a curated record. The transcript has a single exon.